Molecule: messenger RNA, 1702 nt
Organism: Rhizopus microsporus ATCC 52813
Lineage: Eukaryota; Fungi; Mucoromycota; Mucoromycetes; Mucorales; Rhizopodaceae
Exons: 6
Coding region: 56-1702 (548 amino acids)
Molecular function (GO): protein binding
Source: RefSeq, a predicted model, not a curated record
CUUUUUUCCCAUUUUAAAUACAAAGCAGAUUGGACCUGUCUCAAAAUAAUACAAUAUGCAAUCACCUCCUAUAUCACCUAAUUCUUUAUUCCAUAAUCACUAUUUGGUUACGACGCACUCGGUCUAUCAUUCAUGGCCAUUAGAUACAAGUGAGACAAAUACCUCCUAUGACAGCUGCCCAUUCCGAAUCCGUGUCAAUGGAAUACCACCGACGGGUACAAAAUCAAGAGUAGAAACACAAAUCAAACUAAGCAUUCAACUCAUUCCAAUCGACAAGACAACCAUACCAAGCUUACCUUGGAAAUACCUCCGUGUGCCAGAGUACCUCCUGGCCAGACCCAAACUGAAAAAAAUCGCUCAAAAACAAAAACUGAUGAAUGCGGAGGAUCCUUCAAACAUACUCGAUUUAGAAGCUAGAGUGAUAUGUGAGAGUAAUAAGCACAAAAAAAUCAAAAUGUGUCAAGGAUGCGUGCGACGUGAGAGAAAACGAGCCGAGCGUAAAAAGAAUGCAAUCUUGACAUCUAUUCAUAUUCAGCCUGGAACAGCCGUGGUUGAUGCAGAGUACGAGCGUGAUCGACAGCGCAUCCUUUUAUUCAAUUGCGAUCAUUUGCUCGAUUUCAACUUGCAUGACACCAUUUUGCCAACAAGAAUCACUUGCUACUGUCGCCAUCACGAUGAGCGCAUCGGAUUCCGUGUGUGGUUUGGUAUUAAGGACUGUAAAGGGAAUAUGGUUGCUGUAGGUCAGACGCCGCCAAUCAUGAUUACGGACGAUCACAAGACGGCAAAAAUGAAUUGCUCUCCAAGGCGUCGCUAUCGUCAACGACAGGUGGUAGAAUGUGAACCUUCGUCAGAAGAUGACGCGUCAAUCACUUCAGCACUUUCUAGAAUAUAUAGCAGCGUCAUGGCUCAACCGUGUGAUACUAAAAAUACACUGGAUACAUCAGACCCUUGGCAAACAGAAAAACUCACCAACCAAGCAAUAAGGCUAUUAGACGACACUGUCCGCGACUAUCAUAGUCAUGAUGUCAUGAUGCUGUCAGCCAAUACUGUGCUCGAUCAGUCCUGCGCUUAUCUCAAAUAUAUUGUUCCCUCACAAGGCUCUCUACUCGGAGGCGCCAAGGUCACUCUUGUCGGCUCUGGCUUUUGUCCGGACGUUGGCGUCAUGUUUGGCAACUCACAGGCAAUUCUCCUCGAUGUGUCAUCGACAUCGAUUACGUGCAUUACUCCUCCAGGAGAUCAUGUUGGGCCCGCCAAAAUCGCGUUCAAGAACUACUCAUUUGUCACAACAAAUAAUCAAGUAUCGAUAUUUAAUUACUUUGAUGACAGCGAACAAGCCCUAAUGAAUCUUUCCUACAAGAUCACGCAGACACCUAGUUCCAUACAGGACAUGUCCUAUGUACUGUCUCAGCGUAGUCCGAUAGAUUUAAUGGAAGUCGACAGCACCGGACAUACUCUCCUUCAUUACGCUGCUCACUUGAAUCAUAAUUAUCUCGCAAAGAUCCUUGUCACUCAAUGUCCCCAGCUUAUUCAUGUUCAAGACCAAAAUGGACUAACAGCUCUCUAUUUCGCUAUUCGAUCGAAAUCAACACACAUCGUCCAGAGUCUUGUCCAGCACGGUGCAGAUACACAUCUCUUGUCUUGGUAUGCCUGUAAAUUAGGCUUGCAAGGUUCAUCAACUGCAUUCAAGAAGGAUUCCAUUUGA